AACUGUAAUCAUAUUAAAAGAAGCGGCUAGGGCUUUGACAGCUCCUUCCAGUUCCUUUGUGCUGCCUUUGCUUUUACCAGCUUGGCUUUCUAGUUUGGAGCUGGGUGCUUAAAACUGAAUAAAAUAGAUCAAGUCCCUGAGUGGUGCCUAGGAUGCCAAAUAAGCUGAGCUACAGAUCUGCUGAGAGCCAUGGCUAUUUUUAUUAGAAGCUGAUACUUUAGUGUAGCUGUGAACACUGCCUUGGGAGAGGGUUAGUUUCUAGCGAAGGUGGGGAAGGCAAGGCAGGGCUUUGUAGAGAAAGUAGCUCAAAAGAAGAACCCAAAGAAAGUUAGAAGUGCAGAGGACGUCCCACCUUUUAAAACACUGUCUCCUGCGAGAGUCAACAUUGGCCCUGUCAGAUCCUCUGAGCUGCUAAUACAACUUGACCUUUUUUCACAGUGCAUUUCUUACCAUCAGCAUUAUGACUGAGAUUGCAGCAGAAGGACCUGUGUCCACAACGACGGUCAUAGACAACAAGAAUGGAUCAGUUCCUGUGCCGCAUAUGAAAAUGUCCAAGAGAUCAGUAUCAGAAGAUUUUGCAACAACCUUCAGUUCACCUGCAGCAUGGCUCCUUGUAGUUGCUCUUAUCGUUACCUGGUCAGCAGUGGCUAUUGUCAUGUUUGACUUAGUGGAUUACAGAACCUUGGCAGGACAAUCCAUAAACAAACUUACCACGGAUCCAUUGAGAAUCAUGCAUGAUGCUGUGGAAGAGAGCACCAAUUCCAUUUAUGGCUUUCUUUCUUUAAUGUCUGACCUCAUAUUUGAAGAUGAAGAUGAAAAUGGAAAAGGUGAAGGAGAGCCAUCCCUGAAAGUAAAAGAAGAAAUUCAACCACCAGUCAAAAAGAAAGAAAUCCAGAUAGACAAGGCUGAAAAAAUAGAGAAGGUAGAAAAGAAGCCAACACCAAAAGACAUUCAGAGAGACAAGGGAAAGGAAAGGGAAGAGAAAAUAGAAAAGAAACUACCGCUCAAAGAAAUUCACAAAGAGAAACCUGAGAAAUACGAGAAGCCUAAAAAAGUAGAGAAGACCAAAAAGCUUGAAAAAGUAGAAAAACCUCAAAAAAGGGAACUUACUAAAGUAAUACACAAAGAAAAACCCGAAAGACAUGAAAAAGUUGAAAAAAGGGAAAAACCUGAAAAGAAAAGCAAAUAUGAAGAACCUGGAAAGAUGGAAAAGAAAGAAAAAGCUAUAGUAUCUCCCAAGGAGAAGACUGCAAAGCAAGAGAAAAAGAAAGCAGCUCCUUCCCCAAAAGUAACAGAAAAAAUGAAAACUGAACAGCAAGAAAGGAUGGGGAAAAAAGUUGUCACAAAAGAUAAAAAGAGCAUCCAAGUUGAAGAAAAGAUAAAAAAAGAUGUGAAAGAAAAAAAACCCGAGGCCAAGGCACCUGAAAGACUAAAGACCAAGGAAAUCAAAGCAGCGGAAGUUACAUCACCAAAAGCCAAGGGAAAAAAGGAGACUGCCCUGGCAGUCAGCGAAAAAAUCGAUCAUGAAGAUCAAUUUGCAUUCUGUCGUUAUAUGAUUGACAUGUUUGCACACGGGAAUUUGUACACAGGAUCAUAUCCCCCCCUAUUUUUGGAACAGACCUCGGCAAUCACAGCUCUUCUCCCAGCUGCUGAAGUGGGAAAGCUUAACGUGACAGCUACAAAAAAAGUGGAAAAAGGAAAAAAGGUGGUUCAAGAAAAGAAAGCUAUUCCACAAGUUAUAAGAAAAGAAGAAGAGAGGAAGAAAGUAACUGCUGAGAAGAAAGGUGUUCCUGAAAUUAAAAAGAAAGAAGUGGAAGAAGAAAAAAAGAUAAUCCAUGAGAAGAAAGAUGUUUCCGAUAUUCAGGCAAAAGGGAAAAAAGAAGAAAAAAGGAAAACUCCUGAGAGGGCAGCAUUCUCUGUAGUUAAAAAAGCAGACACAAAAGAAGCUGUUUCCAUCAAAGACCUAAAAAAGCCAGCAAAAACUCCUGCACCCCCCCAGCCAGUUUCCAUAAAAGUGGCAACACCAGCAGGCAAGCCAACGAAGGCUGCACAUGUGAAAGAAUCUGAAACACAUAAAAAAGAAAAGCCAAUAGAAAUAGCCAAAGUGCCAAAGAAACAUGUGCAUGUAAAGAAACCUGAACCAGACAAGAAAGAAAAGUCAAUAGAAAUAGCCAAACUGCCAAGGAAGGCUGUGUAUGCAAACAAAACUGAAGCAGACAAGAAAGAAAAGCCAAUAGAUAUAGCCAAGCUGCUAAAGAAGGUUCUGCAUGCAAACAAAACUGAAUCCCACAAGAAAGAAAAGGCAUUAAAAACAGUCAAAGUGCCAAAAAAAGAUGUGCAUGUAAACAAAACUGAACCCCACAAGAAAGAGAAGCCAUUAGAAACAGCCAAGCUACCAAUGAAGGAUAUCCAUGUAAAAGAAUCUGAAACCCACAAGAAAGAAAAGCCAAGAGAAAUGGUCAAAGUGCCAAAGAAAGAUGUGCAUAUAAAAACUGAACCCCACAAGAAAGAAAAGCCAUUAGAAACAGCCAGGCUACCGAUGAAGGAUAUCCAUAUAAAAGAAUUUGAACUCCACAAAAAAGAAAAGCCAAGAGAAAUGGUCAAAGUGCCAAAGAAAGAUGUGGAUAUAAACAAAACUGAGUCCCACAAGAAAGAAAAGACAUUAGAAACAGCCAAGUUACCAAUGAAGGAUAUCCAUGUAAAAGAAUCUGAAACCCACAAAAAAGAAAAGCCAAGAGAAAUGGUCAAAGUGCCAAAGAAAGAUAUGCAUAUAAAAACUGAACCCCACAAGAAAGAAAAGCCAUUAGAAACAGCCAGGCUACCGAUGAAGGAUAUCCAUAUAAAAGAAUUUGAACCCCACAAGAAAGAAAAGCCAAGAGAAACGGAACCCCACAAGAAAGAAAAGCCAUUAGAAACAGCCAGGCUACCGAUGAAGGAUAUCCAUAUAAAAGAAUUUGAACCCCACAAGAAAGAAAAGCCAAGAGAAACGGCCAAAGUGCCAAAAAAAGAUGUGCACGUAAACAAAACUGAACCCCACAAGAAAGAAAAGCCAUUAGAAACAGCCAGGCUACCGAUGAAGGAUAUCCAUAUAAAAGAAUUUGAACUCCACAAAAAAGAAAAGCCAAGAGAAAUGGUCAAAGUGCCAAAGAAAGAUGUGGAUAUAAACAAAAAUGAACCCCACAAGAAAGAAAAGCCAAGAGAAAUGGCCAAAGUGCCAAAAAAAGAUGUGCACGUAAACAAAACUGAACCCCACAAGAAAGAAAAGCCAUUAGAAACAGCCAGGCUACCGAUGAAGGAUAUCCAUAUAAAAGAAUUUGAACCCCACAAGAAAGAAAAGCCAAGAGAAACGGCCAAAGUGCCAAAAAAAGAUGUGCACGUAAACAAAACUGAACCCCACAAGAAAGAAAAGCCAUUAGAAACAGCCAGGCCAAAGAAAGAUGUGGAUAUAAACAAAACUGAGUCCCACAAGAAAGAAAAGACAUUAGAAACAGCCAAGUUACCAAUGAAGGAUAUCCAUGUAAAAGAAUCCGAAACCCACAAAAAAGAAAAGCCAAGAGAAAUGGUCAAAGUGCCAAAGAAAGAUGUGCAUAUAAAAACUGAACCCCACAAGAAAGAAAAGCCAUUAGAAACAGCCAGGCUACCGAUGAAGGAUAUCCAUAUAAAAGAAUUUGAACUCCACAAAAAAGAAAAGCCAAGAGAAAUGGUCAAAGUGCCAAAGAAAGAUGUGGAUAUAAACAAAACUGAGUCCCACAAGAAAGAAAAGCCAUUAGAAACAGCCUGGCUACCAACGAAGGAUAUCCACAUAAAAGAAUCUGAACCCCACAAGAAAGAAAAGCCAAGAGAAACAGCCAAAGUGCCAAAGAAAGAUGUAAACAAAUCCGAGCCAGAUAAGAAAGAAAAAACAAUAGAAAUAGAAACACAUAAGAAAGAAAAGCCAAUAGACAUAGCAAAGCUACCAAAAAAGGAUGUGCAUGUGAAAGAAACUGCACCCCAGCCCAAAAAGGAUAUCCAUAUUCAAGAAUCUGAAUCACAUAAAAAAGAAAAGCCAAUAGAAAUAGCCAAAACGCCAAAGAAACAUUUGCAUGUAAAGGAAUCUGAAGCAGAUAAGAAAGAAAAACCAAUAGAAAUAGCCAAGCUGCCAAAGAAGGCUGUACAUGCAAACAAAACUGAAACACAGAAGAAAGAAAAGCCAACAGAAACUGCCAAACUGCCAAAGAGUGAUGUGCACUUAAAAGAAACUGAAUCACACAAGAAAGGAAAGUUGGCAGAAACGGCCAAGCUGCCAAAGAAGGAUAUUCAUGUAAAAGAAUCUGAACCCCACAAGAAAGAAAAGUCAAGAGAAAUGACCAAAGUGUCAAAGAAAGAUGUGUCUGUAAAUAAAACCGAAGCACAUAAGAAAGGGAAACCAAUAGAAACAGCCAAGCUGCCAAAGAAGGCUGUGCAUGCAAACCAAACAGUACCACAUAAGAAAGAAAAGCCAAUAGAAAUAGCCAAACUGCUAAAGAAGGAUAUCCAUGUAAAAGAAUCUGAAGCAGACAAGAAAGAAAAGCCAACUGAAAUAGCCAAGCUGUCCAAAAAGCCUGUGCAAGCAAGCAAAACUGAAACACACAAGAAGGAAAAGCCAGUAGAAAUUGCCAAGCUACCAAAGAAAGAUAUUCAUGUAAAAGAAACUGAACCAGAUAAGAAAGAAAAGUCAAUACAAAUAGCCAAGCUGCCUAAAAAGGAUGUGCAUAUAAAAGAAUCUGAACUGCACAAGAAAGAAAAGACAAUGGAAACAGCUGUUGGGGGAACCCACAAGCCAAAAGCUUCACAAGGAAAGAAAGAAGAAAGACCUAGCAAGGCAGCAGAACAAGAUAAAUCAGACUCCAAAGAAUCUAGUAAAGUGUGUCACAAACUUGAGAAAGAAAAAUUAAUGAAGACCCCAGAAACCCAGAAGAAAAGGGAUAUCUCAAAAGAAAAAGUAAAGCCUCCUAUUGCUGUCAAAAGAAAAGAGGCAGCAAAAUCAAAUGAUGCAAAGCUUCCCAUUGCCGAGAAAAAGAAAGAAACUGACGUUAAAAAAGGAGAAAGUCCAGCUAAAACAGCCUCCAGCAUGAUAAAACAAACCAAGAACAUUUCUCAUCCUGCCAUUACAGGCAAGGAGGCAGAACAUAAACCACCAAAACAAGAAGUUCUUGGGCAUGAAAAAGGAGCUCAUCCAGCAAAACCAGAAAGACCAGAAAAAGCAACAGCUGAACUCAAAGUUGCAGAUGAGAAAAAAGCAGAAAAAUCUUUGAGAGAAAAGAAGGAAAAACAUGGAAAAACAGUUGAAAAGACACCCUUGAAAGUAAAACAUGACAAAGUUCCUGCAGAAAAAGCAGUCCAUUUUUAUUACAAUAUGACUACAGAAAAAAAUUCAAAAGCUGCAAAACCAGGAACUGCUGUUCGCUACUAUCAAUGUGUUUUUGUAAAUGGAAUUAAUGGUUACACACCUCGAUAUUCUGUUACUCAAGAAAAACCUGCUGAUCCCAAGUUGAAGGCACGGAAACAAUAAUGCCCUGCAACCUGUGACAUUGCAACAAUUUUGCACUUUGCACCCACUUCAGGGGGUCAUCUGGAAGUCCACUUGGCACCUGUGACAACGAAAGUAUGAUCUGACUGAUCACAUGCACCUGUAAAGGUUGUCUCUUGGUUGUUAGAACACCAGAGACAAUUUGAUGGCAUUAUGUGAUUAAGGAUAUCCAUGCUACUUCCCUGAAUGAAAGCAUGGUGCUGAAAGAGUACUUGACAGUAAGUUCUGUGUGCAGGUAUAGGUGUAUGUAUAUUUAUAUCUUCUGUCAAAGUCUGUUUCUAGUUUCUGUUUUAGACCUAGCUAGCAUGGAAAACAUUUUCCAUAGUAUCAGUUUUGGGAAAUGUUGAAACGGAAUUAGUCAUUUGCAGUACAGUUUGCAAUCUAUGAUAGUGCUAAAUGAAAUCAUGAGUCAGUCCAUACUAAAUUGUUAAGUAAUCAGACUCUAAUAAUAAAACCUAUGUUCGACAUAUGUGUUUUUUGUAAAAGCAAGCAAUAAAAUGUUUGCUAUUUACAUAUUAGAGAGAUAUUUGAAUUAAGAAUAUCAAUUUCUCUUUACUUGCUAUUUGAAAUAACAGACUGAUAUCUCAACCUCAAAAGAAAAAAUAUAAUGCUCCCAAUGAAAAUGUUUAAAGAUGUUAUUCUGGCUGCCUAUUAAAAUAGGUUUUGCUUUGUAAAUAAUACUGUAUCUUUGUAAGUAGUUGUUCCUAAUUUCUAUUUUGUGUAUAUAAUUUUAUACUUGUCUGCAAUGUCAAACUGAACAAAUUAUGUAUUGUUUUUACACAAAUUGUGUAAAGACAACUCUUUACACAAACAUUACAUCUGAAGUGUUUAACUGAAUCAAUUUCAUAAGUUUCUAAAGGGAGACUAUUGUUGAAAUGCUGAUAUUUAUUUUGAAGAGACAGUAGAGGGUUUAGGUAACUAUGCCUAAAGAGAUUGAAGCAAUUCAUUACAAUGUUUGGUUUUUCCUCUCUGUCUCUUUCUUUUCAUAUUUCAUCUUUUCAUGUCUUGGUCAUACUAAAAUAGACUGGAAUUUAAUGCUACCUAGGCAAUUUCCAUUACUGUAUUUGCAACCCAAUCUAAUAUGGUUCUCCCAUUGUGAAAGUAAUUUAUUGGGAGAAAAACAAAUACAGAUAAAUGAAAUACUUGAUUACUACCAGCUGGGGAAAUGUAAGGUUCUGUUCUGUAUUAGACUGAAGGCUAAAUCACAGACAAGUGAUUUAGGAUCAUUUUGAUAGAAAUAAAAGAUUGUACUACUUAAAGAAUGUACUUUGGAAGUACAGGCUUAUCCCGCUGCUGGAUGAGCAAAAUGCGGAGGUGCAUAAACAAAGCAGAGAAUUAAAGACUAGACUGUAGUCUUUAUGAAAUAUGUUUUUCAUAUGUCACAAAGUAUUUGCACUGAUUCAAAGAUGAUUGGUGUUGUUAAUAUUGUAUCAUGAUUGAUGAAAGCACUCAAACUUUUUAUAAAUGAUGAUACCUCAUAAGUGACAUGAAAAUGUUUAUAAACGUUAUGCUUGAUUAUACGGUAGAGUUGUAGAGUUGGCAUCGCAUUAAUGUCACCAACUCGGCCAUAUCAAGAAUUAUGAUCCACCAUGAGUGCAGAAGUUUAGAAGUUUCAAAUGUAACUUUGAGAUCUGCCUCUUUUAGAUGGUUCAUAUCUACCUCUGAUCUUCCCAAAACAGAAAUCUUAGGGUUCUGUUCACUUUUCUUAUAAUUCAUUUAUUUUGCUAUUUGUAGCAUAGUUUCAGUGGCUUUCCAAAGACCUGCUGAUUUAAAUGUGUGUUUUUAGUCAAAUCGCACAAGGUUUCUCUUAGAGUUUUAUUGAAAUAAUGCUAAUCGUAGGUAACCUUAUUUAGAUUAUUAAAAGCUGUUUAACUGAGAUUUAUUGAAGCAUACCCCAAUUCCCUAUAACUGAUUCAAGUGCAAUAGCAUAUUUGAGAAGACAUUUCCCUUUGGAUAUCCAGCUGACUCAGAGAAAUUCAAAAUAUAAAAUCUCAAAUAAUGGUCAAUAUUCCAAAAGCAUUAAUCAUUUGCUUAAAACUCAAGUUUCUUAUUGCAUCCAUCCAGACAUCAGAUUGAUAAAAAAAAUCCUGCUGUUAUUUGAAUUACAUGUUUUUAUCCAUGUUUUAACUGUUGAUUUCCAAAAUAAAAUGGUCAAAGGGUAUCAUGGUAGGUACAGCUCAGUUUGAUUAUUUGACAGGGCAACGAUUCAUGAUAUUGUUAUUUAUCUUGGUAUUUUAAUUAAUACCAAGAAUCAAAUAAUAAUUACUAUGGUCUUUCUCUGUGACAUAGGUUGAGUUUGCCACAAAUUCACUUAAACUCCUAAGCUAAAAUUCUUUUUCAUGUUCUAAUCCUUAAUGCUUUCAGUGAGAUUUCUCAAGACUGAGAACAAUUGUUUACUUGGCAUCCACAUUAAGGUUUGAUGUUAAUAGACAAAGUCUUCAUCACAAAAGCAGAGGCUCCAUUGUGCUGUUGUGCAUGUAUUUCUAACAGCAGAUAGGCAGAACAGCAGAAAUACAACAUUUCAUGAUAUAGCAGACAAAAUAACCCUAUAGCAGCACAACAGAUAGUAGGGAAGCUUCCUAUAUCUUAUUGAUAAGGACAAUGGAAAAGAAAAAGGGAUUUAUAUUUUUGUCUCUGUUUUUUAUUAUUCUUUUUUCACCUCCUUAAUUUUAUUGGGAAUGGAAAUUAUGCCAGUUCUUGGGCUAGCAUAUUUUCUUUCUGUUUUGUAGAUAUAGUCAGAGAAUGGGAGUCUGAACUGAUAGCACUAGAUGUGACCAUGACAUCUUCUCUUUUUUUGGCUGAACUUUCCUUUUUCAUUAGUUAGAAAGCCACAAAGGCAGAAGUGUAUACUCUCACACAAUGAGGUUCCUCAAUGAAAAUCCUCAUUAGCCACUUUCUCUAUGGAGGACCAUCUCUUUUUCCACCCACUAGGAGGAAGGUCUGCAAUAUUUUAUUACUUAUAGGAUGCCACUCCAGAAACUGUAGUAGUGUUUAUUAUAAGUACAGUCUCAGUUAAGCUAAACAAUUAUUGCUACAGUCACUUUCCUACAUCUACGCUACUUAGUUCUUCAUGAUAACUAUACUAUUUCUAUAUAUUUAAUCUCAAAUGCAGGCCUUUUUUUACAGUAGAAAUCAGGGAGUGAAUAUAUGACAGCCAUAAUUUCUGGUUCCAUUUCAUUUAUCAUGAAUAGAGUAAGAAAAAAACACACUGGCUAAAUGAUUCUUGUAUUCCUUAGUUUUGAAAAUAACAAUCUCUAAAAGCACUUUGCCAAGCCAUCCACUGCCGUUUAACUGCAGCAGAUGUCUCCCAAUUGUCAAAAUAUUAUACCAAGUUAUAAGCACUGAAAAUAAAGCUAUCUCAAAGCAAAGAAAGAAGUAAUGCUUUGUACAAAAUUGUUUAAAGUCAUCCAGAUAGAUUCAUGUGUAUGCAAAGUCAGUAGAGGUGUAUUUUGAAGGUAAGAUCAAAAAGGGCUGAGAAUGAUUAGAAUUAACACAGGCAGGGUCUUGUUUUAAACAAGAAGGGAAUGAAAUAUUUUAAUGGCUGCAAAAAGAAAAGGUAAACAUAAGAACAGCAAAAUGAAGAGAUAUACCACCAUUGUGAAUGGAUGUAGCAGAAGGAAUGCUGAGGAAAUUUUUAAAAAGGUGUUGCAAAGCAAUGAGUGCAACACAGAUGGGAAGAAGAAACAUGGUAAAUAAAGAAAAAUAUUUGAUCUUCCAUUCUGAGAGAUAAAAACUAGAAAACAGAAAAGCUAACGCAGGUUGUUUUCUACAAACUAGAGAAAGUACUUAGAGGGGACUUAGCUGUAAAAUAGUCAGUGGUGUUUUGCAAUUACCAAAAUAGAUUUAUAUUUAAGAACAGUGUAGCAUUGUGGAUAAAUGUGGCAGUAGUUGGGUGUAGAGAAUCAGGUGAUGGGUUUGUUCCAAUUACCUGCACAUAAAUAGAGCACCCGUCAGACAUAACACUUUUCCCUUCUUACAAUUGUGAGACAUACACUGUAUUUGGUCAAUAAGAAGAUUGAAAGGCCUGCACAUUUCCCACACAUUUAUGAUCAAUGUUCUCCCCUAUUCUCAGUACACAGUCAUGAGUUCUAAUCUCUCAUUCCUUAACCACACAAAGGAAGGGUAAGGCUAUGACUCAGUUGUCAAUAGAAGAUACCCAUCUCUCUCAUUCCCUCUAAUCUUUGGUAUAGUGUCUUGAUACAGGCCUAUCUAUAAAUAUCAAGAAAGUAGAGAAUAACCUUUGUUAUAAUCUAUAGCAUAGUAAACAAUAUUGUGCUCAUGGACCCUUCCUUGGUACCUUCUGGAUUCUAAGCUGCAGAUAACUUUUUUAAAGAGAACCUUUAAUUAAAAAAAGGAUAAUGAAGAAAAUAUUGCCAUGUUACAAGCACCAGGUACUAACAUAUGGAUCCUGUAGAUCCCGGGUGUCAAACUCACAGUGUCAUGUUGCCAUCAUGUGACAUAUUGUGAUGAUUUCUCCCUUCGCAGAACUGGGGUGGGUGUGACCUGCAGAUGACGCAUCCGGCCCGUAGGCCACCAGUUUGACACCCCUGCUGUAGAUAGUCUUAGAAAAUAAAAAUGCUAGGUAGCUACAGCUUAGCACCUGGUUUGGAAACACACUCACCUUUCCAGAAAAAAUAUAGAGAAAAUGAAAGGGAGGGGGGAGAGAGAAUGGAAGAGGCAAACUAGAGGUAAUCACAAAUGAGAUGUAUUUUAUGACUGGUUGUACUGACUAUGACAGUCAUUUGUCAAAUAGAGUAGUCUAUAUGGCAGCCAUCUGUAAGAAUGUCCAGUAUGCCAAAAUGAUAGCCUACUUCUGAGCCACUCCAUGAGUGUAGGUAGUCUGGAUUUAUAGCUUUAUACAAAAAUAUGUAUCACACCAUACUGACAACUUUAUAAAAUGGAAAAGAGAAGAACAAAAAGUUGUGUAGACUGAGAAUGUGGUGAUUGGUUGUGAAUUUCUCCAAAAUAGAUAGAACUGUACAAAAAGGGUUUUAUGAUUUCCUGAAGCAAGAGCACUGAUCUGAAAAAUAUAUUGUUUAGAAUAUAUUUUAGGCUUCGGUCCUACAGAUGUUUAACCUAUAAGGUUAUUGAAAUUAAGAAAUAGUUGGCGCUCUAUCCAGUGAUGUCUUGCCCUGACUUAGCAGGAAGUGCUUAUACAGUAGAAAGUUAUUUAGACUCAUCAAGAAAUAUUCUUUUAUUUUACAAUUAUAUUUGACUGCUAUGUUAAAAUAUUGGCACUUAUUGAAAAUUAAAUAAAGGUUUUAAAAUAAGCAACAAAAAAGAAUGCCAAGGAAAGGAAUAUUUUGAUUUUAUAUUUAUGUCUUUAUGUCUUCAUUUGCAUUUUAAUUUUGUACAUACUUUAUCAACACUACAAAUGUUUUCCUUUCAAAAAUUAUUUCAUUUUUUUGGUCUCCAAGUGACACCCUAUAUAGUAAAUGUUUUAAGACACUGCAUUGACUACAGAUUGUCAUUAUUUAUGUAAUGCUUCUAAACAUGGAAAGAAUAAUUGUUGAAUAGCUGAAUUGAGAUGCAAAUUUGAAGCCCUGUAGCAAGAUAUUUCCAAAGAGAGUUUGAAAAAAAGAAUGUGUUGUUUGGUUUCUGUCAAAUUACUUACUGUUGCAAACCUCGCUGACAGUCUGUGAGAAAAUAUCAAGUCUUUUCAAUAAAAGGGAAAUGUUUUCAA
Pantherophis guttatus is the source of this 11231-nucleotide messenger RNA. The record is from RefSeq and is a predicted model, not a curated record. NCBI's taxonomy places the organism in Eukaryota, Metazoa, Chordata, Lepidosauria, Squamata, Colubridae.